UGACAAGAAGUCGGGGCGAGACUUGGCUUGAAGUAGUUUACGAUAGCGAAGCUUUCCUUUUGCAAAAAAACAGGCUUGAACAUCAGAAAUAAGUUAAAUUGUGAAUGUAUAUAAUGAAAUAAGUGUGUUAGUUGUAAGCUGUAAGGAUUAUAUUGUGUAAAAAUGGCUGCAGUUAAGAAUAAUGGGCCGAUAAUAGACCCAGCGUUGUGUCGAUGCUGCAGGGCUAUUAAAAAAUGUCGAGUUCUCACAUCGGAGUACACUUGGAUGGAGAAAAAGGAAGUAUAUGCUGACAUGGUCAUGGACUGCUUUGGAAUAUUGCUAUCUCACGUAGAUGACAACGACAAGGAUUGCGGCGUGUGUGCUACGUGUGUCGUACGCCUGCGCGACGCAUGCGCAUUCAGGCAACAAGUGCUGCAAUGUGAGGAGUUGUUCCUCAGCGCUAAGCUCGAAGACAAGGAUACACUGGGUGGUGAGAUUACUGAACCGAAGAUAGAUAAGCCACAAAUGGAUAUAGAACUGAAGAUAGAGCCGAAAGAUGACUGCAGCGAGAUAUCCGGAGGAGCAGACCACGAUGAUGACAUGUCCAUGGAUUAUCCUGAGGACGUUCAAGAAAUUAAAGCCCCCAAAAAAGAAGAUGUACCAACAAAUGAUGAGACUCAAAAACCGGAGCUACCUCUAGAUGAAGACUCGAAGCUAGAUGAUGAUGAUGAUGACGAGAGCGACUGGUCGGCUUCAUCAUCAGACUCCGAUAAACCUAUCAAGAAGAAGGCAAAGAAGAAAGCUAAGAGUAAUGGCGCUCAGAAAAAGAAGAAGGUCGCUGUUAAGAAGCAGAAAGCUGGUACAUCAUCAAAAAAAUCACCGAAAACUAUCAAAAAACCUCCCGUUGAGAAGAAACAUAAUUACGACAGAGAUUUAGACUGUAUGUCCGAAGAAAAUCUGCUAACUAUCAUACAGUAUUCUUAUGUAUGUCCCUUUAAAAACAGACGAAAUAACUACUAUUGCUUCUACUGCAAAGAUUAUUACCCAAAGCCAGAAGAUUUGAGAGAACACACAGUUUCUCAUGACACUAAACCAUUCCAAUUACUUAUGGGAUACAAAAAAAUGAUCAAAAUUGAUAUUACAAGAAUAGAUUGCAGGCUCUGUCCUCAAAAAAUAGACGACUUAAACGUUUUCAAACAACAUAUAGAUCAGGUUCAUGGUAAAAAAAUAUAUUUUGAGGCUCCGGAUAAAAUGUUACUUUACAAAUUAACUUGGAACGAUUUAGUUUGUGUUAUGUGUAAUGAUGUUUUUGAAGAUUUUAACACUUUAAACACACAUAUGGUUGAACAUUUCAGUAAUUAUACUUGUGAUAUAUGUGGAGUCUGCUUUUUGGAAAAACCGAGGCUCGAUGCUCAUUUAAAAAGACAUAAGGACGAUGAACGUCAUACUUGUGAAGUCUGUGGCAAAGUUUUUAAAUCUAACCAUUAUAAAGACAUGCAUGUAGAUAUAGUACAUAAGAAGAAGGCUAUAAUAAGAUGUCCUCGUUGUGAUGAAUGUUUCAUGUCCUAUGCGUUAAAAAAUAAACACUUGACCGAGGCCCAUGGACAAAAGAGAACGUACCCAUGUAAUUUAUGUGACAAAGUUUAUAAUAGACAAAAGACAUUAACAGAACAUCAAAGGAGGAACCACCAAAAAGUUUUGAAGCACCAAUGUGAGUAUUGCGAUCAGAGGUUUUAUUUGCCGUCCCGGUUAAAAGAGCAUAUGGCAACUCAUACCGGGGAAAGGAAUUUUAGAUGUGAAUAUUGUGAAAAGAGUUAUCCACGGUUAAAAUCUUUGCAGUAUCAUAUUAGGACUCAUACAAAUGAUAGGAGGUACCGUUGUCACAUAUGUGGGCAGGCGUUUAUUCAAAAUGCUAGCUUGAAAUCACAUAUAAAAAGUCAUCAUCCCGAGUGUGAUAUUGAAGGAUGCUACUUUUAAGAUUAAAUACUUUUUAGUUAAAGCCGUUUCCAAUAUUCAACCUAACAUUUUAUUUGCUAACUAGAGAUAGAACUUUAACAUUGUAAUGUGAAAUUCCUAUCUGUAGUAAGCUAAACAACAUAUAGAAUAUUGGGAAUGGUUGUUGCUUGGUGGUGUGAAAAAAAAAGAUUCGGCAAUAUUCGUUAUGGACGCUUCUUUGUAUUUUCGACUGGAAUUAAUUAUUAUUUAUGUCGCAGCAAACUGGUUAUAAUAAUUGAACAAGUCGGCCGAACUACGUUUAGACUAGAGAUGCCACGAAUAUUCGGCAACUAUUCGGUAUUCGGCCUAUUCGGCCCUUUUAUUUGAUAUUCGGUAUUCGGCCGAAUAGUACGUAUUAUUCGGCCGAAUACCGAAUAUCAAAACAUGAAAAAAAGACGACAUAUUACUCCUGAUUAUAUAUAUUUAUUACAAAAAUAAAAUAAAAAAACAAAACAGUACGCAAAAGCAAAUACUUUAGUAAGUAAAAUUUAUUUGUGGUAAAUUGUGAUGAAUAAAAACAAGCUUUUUAGCAUUGGAGUUGGUAACAAACGAUUACGUUUUUCAUCGUAAAUGAUACCAGGUUGAAAAUAACCUCUCACUAUACACGCUACUCCCUGGAGAAGAAAGAUAAACUUUAGCGAAUUUCGACAGGUUUGGGUACUGUUUUUCGUUUGCUGACCACCACUUGUAAGGAUCAGCCUUCCGAUCUAGGCGAGUUGUUUUCAAAUAAAAAUCCAACUGAUUUGCCACAGCAUUCUUCUCCACGUCCUCCUCAUCAUUACCUACGCCUAUGCAUCGGAAUAAAGGAAGACAGGUUGCGACUUCUUGUUGUCUCUUUACCUACGCACGGCGCGGCACGUGCUCAACAACAUGUCCCUAUAUAAUAUUCGGCGCUUCGGCCGACAGUGCUGCCGAAUAUGCGGUAUUCGGUAUUCGGCCAAAUCACUAUUCGUGGCAACUCUAGUUUAGACGUUUCAUUGAAUGGCGUUAUUCAUUCAAAGGGCUGCGAUAUUUAUAUUAUUAUUUUUUAAAUGCAAGCCUGCCUAAUCUAGAUUUUUUUAUAUUGCCAAGUUAACAACAAAUCCUUUGAGAUUACUAAGUAGCUAACGAAAAUAGUCUGAAUAUAUAAGUUAUAUUAUAAUGUAUAUUAGCAUUAAUAUACCUAGUAUAUGCUAAGAAAACUUAAGGUACCUUUUGAAUGCUAGCUGUCGACCGCACAUGCCGACUGCAUGAAGUCGGCCGCAGCUGCACUACUGGUUUGUAUGUAUUUAUAUGAAACCGUUUUGGAUCGAAGCGGCAGCAGCACGUGCAGUCGCGUCGAUAUCUGACAAUCUGACUUCUAAGGUCGAAAAUUCAUGUAAAUAUAGUUAUCGGCAUGGAUAUUGAGCCCUGACCUUCAUCUGCGCAGAAGCGGUUUAUUGCCUUAUGUGUAUAGUGCGCAAAGCGAUCCCCACUCUUCCGCCGAGAGCUCAAUAUCCGUGCCGAUAACUAUACAUACGAACCAGGGGCUUGAUUCUGCUAACUUAAUAAUAUGACAGUUGGAUAACAAUUGAAAUUCAAUAACAUUUUUAAACUUAUAGCCCAAGAGCCAGACCUAUGUUAUUUUACAAAUUCUUAAACUUUGUGUGUUUUCCUAUCUACCUUACAGUUGGUAUGAACGAUAGAAAAAAAAUACUUACCUAGAUCAAUAUACAUACUUUUUUUGACAUGUCGCUUAAGUUAAAUUAGCAGAAUCAAGCCUCGACCUCGAUGGCGCAAUGGUCACCAUGCCGGACUGCCGGACCUGAGGUCCCGG
Molecule: messenger RNA, 3769 nt
Organism: Helicoverpa zea (corn earworm)
Lineage: Eukaryota; Metazoa; Arthropoda; Insecta; Lepidoptera; Noctuidae
Product: zinc finger protein 25-like
Exons: 5
Coding region: 163-1956 (597 amino acids)
Biological process (GO): regulation of transcription by RNA polymerase II
Cellular component (GO): nucleus
Molecular function (GO): DNA-binding transcription factor activity, RNA polymerase II-specific; zinc ion binding; RNA polymerase II transcription regulatory region sequence-specific DNA binding
Source: RefSeq, a predicted model, not a curated record